AUGGCUUCCGAGGUCCCACCCUUACGAAUCCAGAAGGGUAGCAAUGGAGCAUCACCUUCCAAGCUGCCCCGAGUAACGAACCGACCACUGUCUGAGCUCAGUCCCAUGGCCCUGCGCAGAAAUUCUCCUAGCUUCCCGCAGCCAAAGGGCAAGUUAUUGAGCAACGAAGACUCGCCGGCCGGUUCCUCUCCAUUCUCUGGCGUAUCACCACGACUGUUCUGGCAGGGACGUGAUCCCAACUCCCCUGCCAGAGAGAAUCAAACUAUAAACGAUCCUGUCCCUUCCCGAGCCUCUCCUACCAAGCGGUCAUCGAUUGAAAAUCUCAAGAAGGCCUCGAGGGUCAAGAACAGCAGUAUGUUUGCCAUCGAGCAGAACAGUCACUAUGAUCCAUCGCGUCCUUCGAUCCUAGAUGGAAGGCCUCACAGCAUGCAAUUCUCAAGGCACCAAUCACCAAUUCGUGGUUCAGAUGUAAUCCGAAAAGAGAAUGUCGCCCCUUCCUCCACAUCUCCUGUACAGCCACAGGUGAAAAAGGGGCUUGAAGAGAAGGACCAGACCACAAGCCUUAUUACCCCUUUGUCUCCGAGCAGGUUGAACAGUCCUCCCACAAAAUCAUCCUUGUCAAAGAAGACCGGAGCCGCCUUCAGGAGAAGUGGCUUUGACCCUGAAACAGGUAUAUGGGAGGAUGAUGACGACAUUCAGAGCCGACAACUUCCCGCUGGUCGUGGAUUGCAUCGCCAUCAGAAGAGUGUCACUUUUGACCAGAAGCCACCCCAGAUUAAUGAGUAUGAAAUGGCCACCCCGGCACCUUCGUCAUGUGCGUCCGGGUCUCGCGAAGGCAGCUAUCAGUCUAACGAGGAUGAGGAGGACGAGGAUGCAAGCUUUGAGAGAGGCUCUUCGAUGGAUCAAGAUGACAGCUUUGACGCCUCACUGGAGGAUACUGACAAGACCCCUGUUGUCCUGCCGGAGCAGUGGCGUUUCAUGAGCCCAGAGACAGCCAGCACAGAUCUGUCGCGUAGGGAAGAAGACGUUUUCGACGAUGAUUGCGGUAGUCCUGCACCAACUGCACAUCCGGGUGCUUUGGCAUCUCGCCCACAUCAGACCAGCGCGAGUUCAGUAGACUCGAACGGACAAACUCGCCCGUUGCCGCCUCUCCCACCAGGUGGCAACAGAUUAUCCUGGAAUGAGAACCUAUCUGGAACGUUGGAGCGCUUGAGUAUCUCUGGAAGGUCUCUUCCCACCCCUCCAAUUCCUGCUGGCAUUUCCAAGGCAGAUAUACAAAAGAUGGGGGUCUCCAGCUCUCUCACAGGCGACGAUCGACUGAGACUCAUGGCACUUCAGGAACAAGAGCGGGAACGCCGAAUGAGGAGAAUGGGAUCGAAAGAGACCAGCCCCGUUCGCGAUUCCAGUCUUGAAAAGUCCCAAAUGCCUCGCCUAGCUGAGCCCGAGGUUUCCGAAUCACGAAACUCAACGCCCCAGCUUUCUCGAGCAUCGGUCCUGCAGGGACUACGCGGUGACCCAGGACAGGACAGUCGAGAGAGCAGUGAAGAACUCGACGGGGCAACGCGAGCGCGUGAUGUAUCAUAUGACCCAGACAUUCCGAUCCCGUCGCUUGAAGACCCGACACAGCCAACGAUCAAACAGGAAGAGCUAGAAGAGGAAGACUUGUACUCGAUUCCUGAUUUGUACAAUCGUCGAGUGUCAGAUUCAGAGACCAGCGCCAAUCAAGAUGACGACCUCACAAGCCAAUACUCGCAGGCAUCUCAAGUCCCUGUGUCUCAGUCCUUGAUUCCAGACACCGAAGAUGGACAAGAUACUCCCAAGGCCCGAAGCCCAACUAGAGAGCAAAUUUUACAGGCCGAAAAUCGCAUGUCACUGCCUGAGUUCACUGACUUUGGCAGCGCAGGUGGGUUUGACGUUGGAUUUGGAUCAUACUUGGCCAGCAACGAGGAGAAAUCAAAGCCAAACCCUGGCGCUACACAUUCGACUCAUCUUCCGGAUCUGGCAGCCUUACGCCAGUCUAUCCAACGAUCCUACACCCCAGAGAUCCAGCAAAGACAAUACCAAGCUCCUCUCUCUGCAGCAGUCGAGGACGCUGUUCCUGGGAGUCCCGACUCCGUUGUCAGACACUCCAGACGUUCCAACAUUCCAGUGACCGAUGGGUCUGAUAUUUCGGACACCAGGUCCACAGCUCAUGAUGAUAGUGAUAGAUCUGUCUCCCCAUCAGACAGCGGUUCGGUUGUGGUUCACGACAAGGCGCCCUCUCCAGUCUCUCCCAUUUCGGCGGAUUUUGAGGAUAAGGCUGGCAGCCACGGCGCAGACCCCUUCCAACAUACAAACUUAGACGAGGAACACACCCAAACAAGCCACAAGAUCCCCGAGAGCAACCGCGUGAGCAGCUUAGUACAGCUGGACAUUCCAUACGACUCCCUUGAUGAAGGACUUGGCCUGGGCCUCGAAAAGGAGUUUGACCGAGUGGUGGAAGCCCAAAAGGUAGAGUUUGAACUCUCGUUGCAGCGUCUUUACUACCCGUUUAAUGGCCGUUUCCCUUCUGUCGAAGUUCCUUGUCCCAGGGACCCGAAGAUUGAAAACCCCAUGGACAAAAUCCCUGCCACUUCCAGGCCCCAUGAAGCACGGACUCCCCCAAAAAGAGCUCUUACCCCUGGCGAACCAAAUUCUGAAGAGUCAUUUGCUAAUCGAGCUGGUCGUCGACAGAGAGGCUACCUCAUGCGUCAGAAUACCAAAAUUGUGUAUGCCAGCGAACGCAUUUCACAGGAUGAAUCUAGAUCUCCCGAGCUUCCUGGCGUUCCAGGCGACCCCUCUGUACCCCAGGUUCCAGAUCCAAAUCUAGUUCAGACUUCUCCCCGAAAGACAAGUCAGCCCACAUGGACUGCUGAGCCCUGGAAUGGUAAGAUGAGAAGAAAGAGCAUUCGAGUUGGAGGGGAAAAGGCUAUGAGCAAGAGGAAGCAGAUGGAAGGACCUGUUCCACCACUGCCAGGUCAAAUGAGCAACGCUCAGGAGACUCUAGACGCGGUCGCAGAAGACGAAAUUGCCGAAGGCGAGGACUGGGAAGAUGGCUCCGAGCGUGGUCGCCUGUUUGUGAAGGUUGUUGGCGUGAAAGACUUGCAAAUGCCCUUCCCCCAACACGAACGCACCUAUUUCGCCUUGACACUGGAUAACGGACUUCAUUGCGUUACCACUGCCUGGUUAGAUUUCGCUCGAAGUGCACCGAUCGGACAGGAGUUCGAGCUAGUGGUUCUCAACGACCUGGAGUUCCAACUCACCCUUCAAAUGAAGCUUGAGGAGCCGAAGGUUGAAAGACCACAGUCACCCAGCAAAGCACAGUCCUCGCCUAAGAAACAAGGUGCUUUUGGACGAUUGUUUGGCUCUCCUAAGAAGAAGAAAGAGUCGGAGCUGAAAGCGAUGCAUGAGGCCCAAACAGGCAGAAGACCCGUCACUCCUCCAUCUGCAUAUGAGCUGGUUCAAGGGCUGGUCGCAAAGGAUGGCUCGUUUGCGCGUGCUUAUGUAUCUCUGUCCGAGCAUGAGAAUCAUGCUUACGGCAGGCCAUACACUGUGGACAUCACUUGCUUCAACGAGUGGGCUCUUGAGGAGGUUCACGUUGGCAGCUCCCGCAGCAAGAAAGGGGUGACGCAACUUCAGCGCCGUCCACCUUAUGAGAUUGGCAAGCUCGAAUUGCAAUUGCUGUAUGUGCCGAAACCGAAAGGAGCAAAGGAUGAAGAAAUGCCAAAGAGCAUGAACGGCGCAGUGCGUGCGAUGAGGGAGGCCGAGGAACGGUUGCAACAACAAGCCAGCAUUAAGGCAUUUGAGGGCUAUCUAAGCCAGCAAGGAGGGGAUUGCCCGUAUUGGCGACGACGAUUUUUUAAGCUUGCAGGAACAAAACUGACUGCUUUCCACGAGACGACUCUCCAACCGCGAGCCACCAUCAACCUUGCCAAGGCCAGCCGCCUCAUCGACGAUAAGUCUACUCUGACGCAGAAGGAGACGUCUACGAAGGGCGGCGGUCGACGCAAGAGUGGUUUCGCGGAGGAAGAGGAGGGCUACAUGUUUGUCGAAGAGGGAUUCCGUAUCCGCUUUGCAAAUGGCGAAGUUAUUGAUUUCUACGCCGACUCAACUGCCGAAAAGGAACAGUGGAUGGUCGCCCUUGCGCAAGUCGUUGGCAAGAACGUGCCGGGCUCGUCUCCACAGGUGAAAGGCUGGACAGAGCUCGUUCUCAGAAGGGAGAAGAAGCUCAAGGCAGAAUCAUCGACUGGGUUUCGACCCGGUCAUGCUCGGACCGAAACGUACGGAGGAGGUUCGACAAGCAGCCCCGGCAAGUCAAGGUCCGGUCCGCAAGGCCACCGAAAGACGAAAAGUAUGCAUGCUUGA
This is a messenger RNA of Exophiala spinifera, 4383 nucleotides long. RefSeq lists its product as uncharacterized. The transcript is spliced from 5 exons. Bases 1 to 4383 code for a protein of 1460 amino acids. Lineage: Eukaryota; Fungi; Ascomycota; Eurotiomycetes; Chaetothyriales; Herpotrichiellaceae. Gene Ontology annotation, molecular function: GTP binding. The record is from RefSeq and is a predicted model, not a curated record.